Molecule: messenger RNA, 2338 nt
Organism: Daldinia loculata
Lineage: Eukaryota; Fungi; Ascomycota; Sordariomycetes; Xylariales; Hypoxylaceae
Product: Oxidoreductase, molybdopterin-binding domain-containing protein
Exons: 1
Coding region: 267-2102 (611 amino acids)
Cellular component (GO): mitochondrion
Molecular function (GO): molybdenum ion binding; oxidoreductase activity
Source: RefSeq, a predicted model, not a curated record
GUUCCUCCUAAGCACGUUCGCCAUCUUUUCUUACCUUGGUGUUUGUGUUUGCUUUUCUAGUCAAGGCACAACAUUUAAAUUUUGUUAGAGUGGAGAGAGGUUCCGUUCUUCGUCGCCUUGACAGACCCACGAGUUGAGGAAUCGCCUCUCUAAACUAAACUGACGCUACGCGGCUUGUCUGCAGCACGCUGCUAUGGACAUAACACUGAUACGUCCUGAUUCAACUUCACCUUAGGGUAAGACUGGCGAGGUCUCUAACUUACGCCAUGUCGAUACCAACCUCACGGCAAUUUGGCCUAGAGUUGUUCAGAGCGGCAAGACGAUAUCGACCAGCUCUCCGGUAUCUUCAAAAACCCGAGAUUCGACAACCGGCCGAUUCCUGUGCCAGAUUCUUUAGAUUCCAAUCCGCUUUUCGAACUGCGUCGUUCAAGCCGGCGCCGAAACCGCCUCCUAAUGCUCGUCGUCUGCGUCCCUUCCCCGUCCUCGCUGCAGGCGGUGGACUCCUCACCGUACUCUUCUCCGUCCUCCAACCUGUUUCCCACGAGCCUCUUGAGGUGCCCCGAGACGUAGACCCACCUCCCGACUCGGCUUCUAGCGACGAUGACGACGGUUUGCCACGCUAUAGGCUUUCAGAGGUCAAAGAGCAUGGGCCAAAAUCCGAAAGGCCUUGGGUGAUAUACGAGGACAAGGUAUACGACAUAACAGACUGGGUCCCUGCCCACCCUGGUGGUGAGGUUAUCCUCCGUGCCGCCGGCGGUAGCAUCGAACCGUACUGGAACAUCUUUUCUAUCCACAAGUCGCCGUACGUCCGCGAGAUUCUUGAACAGUAUGUAGUUGGAAAGGUGCAUCCGGAUGAUCUCGAGAAUGGAAGACCGCUGCAGGACCAUAUCGAAGAUCCGUUUGUGGCCGACCCUGUCAGGGACGCAAGGCUGAUGAAGCUAACGCAGAAGCCGUGUAACGCGGAGACCCCUGGGAAUGAAUUGGCAGAAUAUUUUCUCACUCCUAACGAGGUUUUCUACGUCCGUAAUCACAUGUGGGUUCCUGUCGUGGAAAAUACCGAAGCCGAGGAUCAUAGUAUCACCGUUGAACUACCCGAUGGUGACAUCAAAACCUACAGCAUCAAGGAUCUCAAGGCUCGAUUUAAGCAGCAUACUGUAACGGCUGUUUUGCAAUGCUCUGGAAACCGACGUAGCGAUAUGACCCGCUAUGCGAAAAAAACAAAUGGUUUACAAUGGACGGUCGGCGCAAUCAGCUGCGCAAAAUGGGAAGGCGUGCGACUACGAGACGUCCUCGCCGACGCCGGCCUGUCUCUCGAAGACCCGGGAGAGGAUGCCCAACACGUCCAAUUCUCAGGACUAGAAGCAUAUGGUGCCAGCAUCCCUAUCGCGCCGGUUCUCGAUCCCAUGGGAGACGUGCUCCUCGCGUUCAAGAUGAACGAUGCCCCCCUUCCACGCGACCACGGCUUUCCGGUUAGGGUGAUUGUUCCAGGUCAUGUAGCGGCUAGAUGCGUCAAGUGGGUGAACAAGAUCGUAGUGAGCGACGAAGAGAGUAAUACGACAUGGCAACGCCGCGAUUACAAGUGCUUCGGACCAAACGAAGUCAAGCAGGAUUGGGACAAGUACAAGGCUAUCCAAGUGAUGCCCAUUACGAGCGCGAUCACGCGUACGAGACUAAAGCCUUCAGAAAAGAUACCAGGCGAAAAUACCGGGGAGUCAGCCGAGAGAUCUGUUGUUCAGAUCGAAGGGUACGCCUAUUCGGGUGGUGGGCGAGAGAUCCAGCGUGUCGAUAUAAGUCUUGAUGGUGGGGAGACGUGGGACCAAGCACAGCUGGUUGACGAUACCAAACUCGAAAGAGGAAGUAAAGCAUGGUGCUGGAAGAGGUGGCGGUACGAGGCCGGACUGUCCGAAGUUGCGAAAGGCUCGAAGGGUGCGUCGAGGACUACCCUCGUCGUCAAAGCUACGGAUGACGCAUAUAACACCCAACCCGAGACCCACAAGAGCAUAUAUAAUAUACGCGGUAACUUGGCUACAGCAUGGCAUCGCGUAGAUCUCGACUACGCCAUCGCCCCUAAGGAUAGAGAAAAAGGCAGGAGUAAUGAAUAAAUACCAUCUAGCCCUAUGGUAGGAAGACAUGGGCCUGUUGGCCAAGGUUCACUUAUUGUAUACUAACGGUGUAAUAAGCUUUGGUGUUCAGGUCUUAUGAACCGACGCGAUUUAGCUCGACCCCGGAGAAUGGGAGUUCUUGGUUGAUACGACUCGGAAACACAGUGUAAAACUUGUCUAGCAUUAGACUGAUUUAAUAGCUAACAGGUAAUAUUUUAAUAUAGAUUCAUAUUUAG